AUUUGUUGUCGUCGGAAAGAGGAACAUUUGUGAGAAAAAUUAAAUAUACGACCUAGCAGAAUGCUGCUUAGCGCUUACGCUUUCUUGAUCAUUUAUUUGUUGGUUUUUAUGUCUAUUUUGGGUGCCAUGCAUGUGUUUGAUCGAGUUUUGGUGAUGAUCAAGAAAAUUCAGCUGCAUAUUUUUUUUGAUUUUCAUAAGAGAAGUAGGCUAAAUUGGAGAGAUAUACAGUUUGAUAUUCAUAUGUUUUUCCAGGACUGGUAAAUGACAAUCUUGAGGCAUUUUCGUUUACGAUGUGUUGUUCAUAAUUGGUUUCCAAGCUGAUUUUCCAAUCAUGAACUCACCAUCAGAUAAUAAUCUUCUCACUGAAAGAUUUGGAAUUAUCAACACUUCGAAAUUUUCUGCUACUUCUGAUAUUUUUCAGCCUAUUAUUACACGUAAUGAUACUAUUAUUGAAGCAAAUCAGCGAGCAAAUUUGAUCGAGUGGAUUAAUAGUAUUCUUCCUCAUUUGAAUUUACCAUUGAAAGCUUCAUCUGAGGAGCUUAGAGCUUGCUUGAUUGAUGGCACUGUCCUGCUUCAGAUUCUAAAUAAGUUUAGACCCUGUUCUGUUAAUGAGGGAGGUGGCUCUGAUCAUCCUCCAUCAUCAAGCUUUGAAAAUGUUAAGAAGUUUCUGGCGAUUGUGGACGAAUUAGGGAUCCCUCGAUUUGAGAUAUCGGACCUAGAGAAGGGAUCUAUGAAGUCUGUUAUUGAUUGCCUUUCCGCGUUCAGAGCACAAUGCGGGAAUAGGGGAGAUAACUCUCCUACUGCUUCUAGCAUAAGUACUCGAGGUGCAAGUCCUCGCGGACUUUCAUCUCCUAACGGGAUUACUUCUCCGCAGUCUCCGGAAGAUAGGCUGAGGAUUUCGCCUGAGUCAAAAUACCAUCGUACUUCCCGAAGUCCUUUAAUGCCAGAGACACCAGGAAUGAUGCACCAUGUUGGCCACAAGUUCCACGAGGUGUUUCAGUUGAAACAAGGGCGUUAUGCAGAUCUUUCUGCUGCAAAAAUCUCAGAGAUGAUGAAAUCAAACAGCUUAGAUAACGCUCCAACUCAGUCACUCCUGAGUGUGGUGAAUGGAAUUCUGGAUGAAAGCAUCGAAAGAAAGAACGGAGAAAUACCUCAUCGUGUAGCGUGUCUUUUGAGAAAAGUUGUGCAAGAGAUUGAACGACGGAUAUCAACUCAAGCAGAACAUUUAAGAACACAAAACAACCUGUUCAAGGCUCGCGAGGAGAAGUUCCAGUCAAGAAUCAGACUACUUGAAGCCCUUGCCUCUGGGGCUGGUGAAGAGAAUGGGAAUGGUACGAGCCAGCUUCGGCAAAUAAAGACUGAGAAGUCAAAAACAGAUGAAAAAAAGAAAUUAGAGGGGGAAGAAGUGAUAAAAUUGAUGAAAGAGAAGGAGCAAAUUGAUAUGCAACUUUCAAUGUUGAAGAAAGAAUUGGAAAUCUCCAAAAAAUCGCUCGAUCUUGAGAAAUCGAAAACAGAUGAGAAAAGGAAACUUGGAGAUGAAGAUAUGAUUAGAUUGAUGAAAGAAAAGGGGCAAACAGAUUUCGAACUUUCGUCGCUGAAGCAAGAAUUAGAAUUAAUUAAAAAGGCGAAUGAACUCGAAAAGUCUAAAAUGAACGAAGAACGGAAAAAUGGCGGUGAGGAUGUUUCGAGAUUGAUGAGAGAAAAGGAGCAGACAGAUCUCGAACUUUCAUCGCUGAAGCAAGAAUUAGAAUCAAUAAAAAAGACGAAUGAACUCGAAAGGUCUAAAUUGGACGAAGAACGGAAAAAUGGCGGUGAGGAUGUUUCGAGAUUGAUGAAAGAAAAGGAGCAAGCAAAUAACGAACACGCGAUGCUGAAGCGAGAGUUAGAAAUGGCGCAGAGAACCCAUGAACAAGAGAAGACCAAAAUUGAGGAGAAAAGAAAACUUGAGGAAGAAGAAACGAUUAAAAUGGAGAAAGAGAAGGAGAGAAUAAACACGGAACUUUCAUCACUGAAGCAAGAAUUUGAACUAGCCAAGAAGAAACAUGACCUCCACUGCCUGCAAAUGGAAACAGAGGCCAAGGAUGUUAGAUCAGAGCUCGAGUCGAAGCUGAAAGAGCUCGGAAGCCUCUUGGAAGAUUCAAGAAGCAAGGUGAAAGUGCUCGAGGCAUAUUCCGAGUCCAAGCAACAGACAUGGAAAAAGAAAGAACUCGUUUUCCAGAGUUUGGUUGAGGUUCAGUUAGGUGCACUUCAGGACUUAAAGUUGUCUUCAGAUGGCAUCAAGCGCGAAGUCUUGAUAACACAAAGAAGCUAUUCGGAGGACUUCAUUUCCUUAGGAGUAAAACUCAAAUCAGUGGCUGAUGCGAGUGAGAAUUAUCAUUUAGUUCUUGCUGAGAAUCGAAAGAUGUUCAAUGAGCUGCAGGAUUUGAAAGGGAACAUUAGAGUUUAUUGUCGGAUUAGGCCAUUGAUGAAAGGGCAGGAUGGAAAGAAGACAACAAUAGAGCAUAUCGGCGAAAACGGAGAGUUGGUAGUUGCAAAUCUCUCGAAACCAGGGAAAGAAGGGCAUCGUUUAUUUAGGUUUAACACAGUCUAUGGUCCUAAUUCUACUCAAGCCGAAGUAUUUUCAGACACGCAACCUUUGAUACGGUCCGUUCUUGAUGGAUACAAUGUUUGUAUAUUCGCUUACGGACAGACUGGCUCAGGAAAAACUUACACAAUGAGUGGUCCUAAUGGAGCAACCGAAGAAAAUUGGGGAGUUAAUUAUCGAGCUCUCAAUGAUCUUUUCAACCUCUCUCAGAAAAGAAGCAACUCCUUUAUGUAUGAAAUUGGAGUGCAGAUGUUUGAAAUAUAUAACGAACAAUUGCGAGAUCUGCUAGCGAAUGAUACUUCUCAGAAAAGACUUGGGAUUAAGACCAUUUCCCAACCCAACGGGUUAGCUGUACCUGAUGCAAGUAUGCAUUCUGUGACAUCAACUUCAGACGUCAUACAAUUAAUGGAAACCGGACUGAACAACAGAUCUGUUGGUGCCACCGCCUUGAACGAGAGAAGCAGUCGAUCUCAUAGUGUUGUGAGUAUUAAUGUUCGCGGAAAAGACUUGCAAACGGGUGCUACAUUACAAGGAAAUCUUCAUUUGGUGGAUCUAGCAGGAAGCGAAAGGGUAGAUCGAUCAGAAGUAACAGGAGAUAGACUAAAAGAAGCACAACAUAUAAACAAAUCAUUGUCUGCUUUAGGCGAUGUCAUUUUCGCACUUGCACAAAAGAGUCCUCACAUUCCUUAUCGAAAUAGCAAGCUUACUCAACUUCUGCAAACUUCUCUCGGCGGUCAAGCAAAGACGCUUAUGUUUGUGCAGCUUAAUCCUGAUCCAACGUCGUAUUCUGAAACUAUGAGUACCUUGAAGUUUGCGGAAAGAGUUUCUGGAGUUGAGCUGGGCGCUGCGAAAAGCAGCAAAGAUGGCAGAGAUGUUAGAGAAUUAAUGGAGCAGUUGGCAUCUCUGAAAGACACUAUCGCAAAGAAAGACGGAGAGAUUGAGCGGUUGCAAUUGCAAAAGGACCUGAAACAAGGAACAGGUUUACACAAGUAUACACAAUCAGAAUAUAGUGAUAGAUAUUCUGAAGCUGAAUCUUUUUCUCAACAGUCUACGGAAGAUUUAAAACAGCAAAAUAGAUUUCUGAAGACAUCAAGAUCGUUCUCCGGAGAAAUAAAUCAGGUUUCAGAUGCUGAAACACUAGGAAAUGGAAAUGGAGAUCAUGAUGAUGGAUCAAGUGAUAGUGGCCUUUCUGAUGAAAGCUCAAAACAGCCUUCAGAAAAACCUGAGAAGAGUAAAGUGCAGUCUAGGAUUCGAAGCCUACAAAAAUUAGGGCAAACUACAUCAACUGUAUCGAGAGAUCCGCUUAGAGGGCCAACCGGUAUCAAGAGAACUGUUAAUUCUUCUAGCUCAAGCAUAGUGAAGCCACCUACGAAAGGAUGGCGGUAAAUUAGAGAAGACGAAUUCGAAUUCUUUUAACCAUAACCAACAUCGACACCAUAUUCUUUAUUAACCUGUUAAUUAAUUUUGCAGUUUCAAUUAGUCAUAAUCUCAUAGAUGUAUUUAAUUAGCCUUGUUUAUCUAGACAAGUUGCCACGGCUUAAUGGCAGGAUGGGCAGUUUUGUAAUAGUUGAAAUCAGAAGCCAACCAGAGUUGUAUAAUUCUUCUGGAAAUGUAAUUAAAUUGCAUAUUGAUUUAUUAAAAUACGUACAUACAUGUACAUUUACUACAA
This is a messenger RNA of Mercurialis annua (annual mercury), 4253 nucleotides long. Its product is annotated as kinesin-like protein KIN-14O. The transcript is spliced from 21 exons. The record is from RefSeq and is a predicted model, not a curated record. Lineage: Eukaryota; Viridiplantae; Streptophyta; Magnoliopsida; Malpighiales; Euphorbiaceae. The coding region runs from base 332 to 3970 and encodes 1212 amino acids. Gene Ontology annotation, biological process: microtubule-based movement. Gene Ontology annotation, molecular function: ATP binding; microtubule binding; microtubule motor activity.